GAAUGCUGAGUCCUGCAUUGCUCAAAGUGUCACUCAAUCGAAGAAGCUCCGCUCCUGUACCACAAGAUGAGAAAAUGAUGUUCCAUUCGCGAAACCGGGCUGCAUCAUAUUUGCAGCCGAUGAUAGAAGAUCAGGAAUUGAUUGGAUUCAACAGAGAUAGAAGAAGAAGUUCCGGCUCAAUAAUCGUCGACAGUUUUGAACUCGGAAAUGCUUCGCCAAGUCGCCGCGGUUCAAUUGCAUCUGGCAUUCCAAUGGACAAAAAAACCCGACGGAAGCUGUCAAAUCCGGUAUCUCUUCAUCAAUACACAGAAGAUCCAACACUUGCAUGGGAAAUGCUGAAAGAAAAAAGACCAGUGAAACCAGUUCGUCAGAUGAGACUUGAUACUCCAGUAAAACCAGAUCAUGUGAGAUUUGUAUGUAUUGGAUGUACACAUGGAGAACAAUUUGAUAUAUCAAAACUCCCACCUGGAGAUGUUCUCCUCGUGGCUGGAGACUUCACAUCAUGCGGUCUUCCAAAUGAAGUUCACAAUUUUAAUAAGUUACUUGGAAAACUGAAAUACUCUUACAAAGUGGUGAUAGGUGGAAAUCACGAAUGCACAUUUGACGACACAUUUUUGAAAUUGAAACAAGAGUCUGAACCAAAAGAAAUGGCACUGAAACAAGCAUUGUUAUCAGCAAUUCAUUCUGAUUCAAAGGGUGGAAUUUCAGCGAAAGAUUUGUUAUCAAAUGCAAUUUAUUUGGAGGAUAAUGUAAUCGAACUGUUUGGAAUCACAAUUUAUGGAACGCCAUGGCAACCAAAAGUAGACAAUUGGGCAUUCAAUCUCUCUCGUGGACAACAACUAUUGGACAAAUGGAACCUGAUCCCGGCGGGCGUUGACGUGCUUUUAACUCAUACACCUCCACUUGGACACGGCGAUAUGAUGAACAAUGGACAGAGAAUGGGAUGUGCCGAGUUGUUGAACACAGUUUUCAAGCGGGUUCGACCAAAGUAUCACGUUUUUGGACACAUUCAUGAGGGCUACGGAUGCACAACUGAUGGAUAUACAAAGUUCAUUAACUGCUGCAUGUGUAAUGAAAAUUUGGAUUUAAAGAACGAGCCAGUAAUAUUCGAUAUCCCAGUGCACCCUCACACCAAACAAUUCUACAUUCAAAAUGUGAAGAAAAUUCAUAAAAGAUUCCAAAAGAAGAAAUAAAUUAAAUUCCUCUCACUGUCACCUCUGUGUCAUUUUGUAGUUAUAAUUAUACCACCACUUUUUAAUUUUUUUUGCUCUUUUUCCACACCACGACCAUCAUCAUCUAUUUUUCUCACUCAUUGAGCCCUCCUCCAACCCCAUAAGAACAAAAUAAUAUCCCAUCCGGAAAUGAGUCUUUAUGAACUCGAUGCGCAGUCAACAGCACCACAAAAAGAGCAAGAGAAGGUUGAUUGUGCUUCUGCUGCGACAGCUUCUGCAACUGCUUCUUCUCGUCUUCCAAUUCUUCUUCUUUCACCAAAAUUGCUCCCGCUAACCAGCAAUAAAACAUUCCAAUUUG
Caenorhabditis elegans is the source of this 1530-nucleotide messenger RNA. It is a transcript of the gene T07D4.2, whose product is annotated as UPF0046 protein T07D4.2. Gene Ontology annotation, molecular function: hydrolase activity. The coding region runs from base 3 to 1193 and encodes 396 amino acids. The record is from RefSeq and is marked reviewed. NCBI's taxonomy places the organism in Eukaryota, Metazoa, Nematoda, Chromadorea, Rhabditida, Rhabditidae. The transcript has 10 exons.